This is a messenger RNA of Culex quinquefasciatus (southern house mosquito), 1142 nucleotides long. Its product is annotated as probable palmitoyltransferase ZDHHC24. The transcript has 2 exons. Bases 124 to 990 code for a protein of 288 amino acids. Gene Ontology annotation, cellular component: endoplasmic reticulum; Golgi apparatus. Gene Ontology annotation, molecular function: protein-cysteine S-palmitoyltransferase activity. The record is from RefSeq and is a predicted model, not a curated record. Lineage: Eukaryota; Metazoa; Arthropoda; Insecta; Diptera; Culicidae. Gene Ontology annotation, biological process: protein targeting to membrane; peptidyl-L-cysteine S-palmitoylation.
CAUACAUGGUGGGUGCAACCCCACUGCUGACAGUUUUCAACCCAAUUUUUUGUGUUUUGACCCGAAUCCGUAGCCAUAUGAACUGCAUGUUGCACUCAUUGGAUUUAGGGUGCAGCGUUUAAGAUGGGAAUGAAAAUUCGGAAGCGUUUCCUGCCCCGUUGCGUUCAGGACGGCGUCGCGACGCUCUUCAUGAUUGGCAUCAUUCCAGUCACGUUCUGGUUUGAGGUGUCCGUGGUGAUUCCGGGAAUCCACGGAACGAAUUCGGGCUGGAACUGGAUCCACCUGGUGCCGGCGUUGUUUUUGCUGUACAACAUCAGCACGAACAUGUUGGCCACGAUUUUGUGCGACACGAGCUGUGGGACGGAAGUGAUUUCCGUCCCGCCAGAUGUGGCCGUCGCAUCGGGACAGGGUUCCCGUUCGUGGCAUCUGUGUUCAACGUGCGAGGCGGUGGCUCCGCCCCGCUCUUGGCACUGUAAUGCGUGCAGGACGUGCGUACUUAAAAGAGACCACCACUGUGUGUUCACGGGAUGCUGCAUUGGGCACAAGAACCACCGCUACUUCAUCAUGUUUGUCUUUCACCUGUUUGUGGCCACACUGUACUCAAGUGCCCUCAACAACUACUUUAUCUGGUACAUUCACGGAGAGGAGUUCCGCAAUUGGACGUCCUUUAUCAAGAUGGUAUUUCCGCUGGCCAUGCUCGUAAUCGACGCCUCCACCAAGCAAUACUAUCUUGUCAUCUAUCUUAUCAACAUGAUUGGAAUGCUGUUCACUGGAGUGCUACUCAUCUACCACGGCAGGCUGAUCCUCUCCGGUAGUGUGGUCCACGAACAAAACGGACGAGACUUUGACCUUGGCCGGAUGGAAAAUCUACGAAUGGUUCUGGGCGAGCGGUGGCAUCUGGCGUGGCUGUCGCCAUUUGUUCGAAGCGAUCUGCCUCAUAACGGAGUCGAUUGGGACCGGGUACAGCGAGAGGCGGCCAAAAGUAAAUGAAGUACAGGUGCCAUUAUUCACAUUUUCAGCGGUUUUUAUACUUAAAAUAAAACUGUUUCAUCAUAUACUUAGACUUUAGUUUCUGAACAAUAGUUUAAACGAUUUUGCAUAAUAAUCUAGUCAAUAAAAGCAUUUUAGUAGUUUAAAAGGGA